Molecule: messenger RNA, 1512 nt
Organism: Leptosomus discolor (cuckoo roller)
Lineage: Eukaryota; Metazoa; Chordata; Aves; Leptosomiformes; Leptosomidae
Source: RefSeq, a predicted model, not a curated record
AUGGCGGCAUUUGCUGCGACCAGCCCGUGCCUGGCUGGCCUGUGCCGCCACGAGGCGAGGCUGUGUGGGUCUAGCUGGUGCGUGGCUGUUCCUGAACUGUGGAGGAAGGUCCUUGCUUCGGCAGCCGGGCAGUGCGUGUGGGACGUCCCUGCCCUGAUGGCACAGCUGGGUGGCAACAGACCCUCUCUGUGUCUCACCGAGAAGCUCCUGCAGGCCUGGAGAACACUGCUGCCCGUGCCUGAGCUAUGGUGGUGGAGGGUGUCCGUGAAGCGCCUCCAGGACUGCAGAGUUUCAGAGUCACAGAAGAUUGGCUACCUAAUGACUAAAGAGCGUCGUUAUUUUUGGAAAGGGAUUACAAAGCCAUUGACAUUUGCUGACUGUGUCGGAGAUGAGCUUCCUUUAGGAUGGGAAACUGUUUACGAUCAACAGAUCGGAGUUUAUUAUAUGGACCACAUAAAUCAGCUCACACAAAUUGAGGACCCAAGGGAGCAAUGGAGAAGGGAGCAGGAGCGCAUGCUGAAGGAAUAUUUAAUAGUUGCCCAGGAGGCACUCAAUGCCAAGAAAGAGAUUUACCAAAUAAAGCAGCAGCGUUUUGAACUAGCCCAAGAAGAAUAUCAACAAUUGCACAAAAUGUGUGAGGAUGACAGCCGUUCUUAUGCCAGCUCAUUCUCAGGAUUUUCAACUAAUACCAAGUAUGACCCGUAUCAGAUUAAAGCAGAAAUAGCCAGCCGUCGGGACAGACUUUCUAGGCUAAAACGAGAAUUGGCACAGAUGAAGCAGGAGCUGCAAUAUAAGGAAAAAGGAGUGGAAACUCUGCAAGAGAUUGAUCGUAAGAUGUCAAGUGCUCAUACAAACUAUAGGCUGGAUGAAGCACAAGCUAUAAUGAGUGAACUUCGAACCAUAAAGAAAGCUAUAUGCACAGGUGAAAAAGAAAGGCAGGACCUUAUGCAGAGCCUGGCCAAAUUAACAGAUGGAUUCAGGAAUAGCUGUUGUAUUACAGAUUCCCUGCAGGAUCUCCAGCACAAUUCUAGUUCGCUCAGUGACUCCUGUUUACCUCAACAACACUGCGAUGCUUGUUCUCAGACUGACAUCACUGGAGAGUUUGGGUUUGAUGACAAAACAAGACUUGUAGACAAAGUGAGACUGAACUGGCAAUAUGAAGAGGCCAAGAAAAGAGUUUCGAAUAUACAACAGCAGCUGGCCUUGCUAGACAAUGAAUCUUGGCCAGGAAUGGCUGAAGCGGACAGGGACCGACUUCAGCUCAUCAAAGAGAAGGAGGCUCUUCUUCAGGAAUUGCAGCUCAUCAGUCAGCAGAGACGAUCCCCAGAAGACAUUGCACGUUUGGAGGAAGAAAAAAGACGCCUGGAGGAUGAAAUUCAGCGGGCUCGAGCAACGUCUGCUCAUGGGGCCACUGAAAGGAUACUGUUACAGGAAAAGAGAAAUUGUUUGCUUAUGCAACUAGAAGAAGCUACACGUUUAACCUCGUAUUUACACUCCCAGUUAAAAAGGUGA